Trichechus manatus latirostris (Florida manatee) is the source of this 741-nucleotide messenger RNA. RefSeq names its product cationic trypsin-like. Gene Ontology annotation, biological process: proteolysis. Gene Ontology annotation, molecular function: serine-type endopeptidase activity. The record is from RefSeq and is a predicted model, not a curated record. Bases 1 to 741 code for a protein of 246 amino acids. NCBI's taxonomy places the organism in Eukaryota, Metazoa, Chordata, Mammalia, Sirenia, Trichechidae. The transcript is spliced from 5 exons.
AUGAAGGCCUUCAUCUUCCUCACUGUCCUGGGAGCUGCUGUUGCUUUCACCAUUGAUGAUGUUGACAGGAUUGUUGGGGGCUACACGUGUCAGGAGAAGUUCGUCCCCUACCAGGCAUCCCUGUACUGGGGCUAUCACUUUUGUGGCGGCACCCUCAUCAGAGACCGGUGGGUGGUGUCUGCGGGUCACUGCUACAACAGAAAAAUCCAGGUAUUUCUGGGAAAACACAACCUCAACGCCUAUGAAGACCAUGAGCAGUCCAUUAGGUCGGCCAAGGUCAUCCGCCACCCUAAGUACAAAGCAGCCACCUUAGAUAAUGACAUCAUGCUGAUUAAACUGAAGCACGCUGCUACCAUCAACUCUUGGGUGUCCACUGUCUCUCUACCAACAUCCGCCCCCCUUGCCGGCACCGAAUGCCUCAUAUCCGGCUGGGGCAACACUGAAAGCAAUGGCACCAACUACCCAGACCUCUUGCAGUGUCUGAAUGCCACCAUCCUCUCUGACAGUGACUGCCACAAUGCCUAUCCAGGCGAGAUCACCAGCAACAUGAUAUGUGUGGGCUUCCUGGAAGGUGGCAAGGACUCUUGCCAGGGUGACUCUGGUGGCCCCGUGGUCUGCAAUGGAGAGCUUCAGGGCAUUGUCUCUUGGGGCGACGGCUGUGCUCUGGAAGGCAAACCUGGAGUCUACACCAAGGUCUGGAACUACGUGAGGUGGAUUAAUCAGAAAAUCAAUGCCAACUAG